AUGGAUUUACGUUCCGAACAAAUACCCUCAAAAGAUGGCAAGUAUAACGGGCAAAAAUACUGGUCUAAUGCUAACUAUAAACAUGACUUAAAACUAGACGAUAAUGGAAUGCAUAAUGCAUCAGAUAAUCAUGCUGGAAAUAUGACUACGUUUAUAUCAGUUCCAAGCAGUUCCGCUCAGCAAAACUAUUCGGGCAGACCUCAUAAGCAAGAAACAAUACGUGAUUCACAAAAAAAUAGACUUCACACUUACAACUCUUCGAACAGAAGGCAAAAUUCAUCAUUUGAAAACUGCUAUGAUGUCUACAACAAUUCUAGUACAGCGUUUGAGUUCAUCGAUAAUCUUGGGCGAUAUCUUAGUUCACGUAUACCUCCUUGCAUUUUCAAUCUACAAGAUUGCCCAUCAAAUCCAAUGAUUCCAACCUAUCUCAUUGUAAUGGGAUGCUUGUUUAUUAUCUGGGCAGUUGUCCGAGGCUUUGCAUGUUGUUCAAGCGCACGUGAAAAUACUUCAUUGGGCGCGGAUCUACUGUGUAAACUGAUCGAAGGGUUUUUAUUGGUGUCAUUCAUUGCUUGGCUUUUAAUAGGUACAUAUGCUUAA
Messenger RNA from Thelazia callipaeda (thelaziosis nematode), 597 nucleotides. The record is from the annotation of a GenBank genome assembly. Lineage: Eukaryota; Metazoa; Nematoda; Chromadorea; Rhabditida; Thelaziidae.